UGUUUAAAUUCAUAUAAAGAUCCUUCCGGUUUAGGCGGCCAGUCCAUGUGUGUUAGCGAUUCGCGUACCUGGGAGAGAAAUUAGAGUUUAACUGUAAAAUUUUUUUCUGCUGUAAACUUGAUGAUGCAGGCAGCAACGUCAGUGAUACGAUCUAAAGUGCUGGCUUCUAACUAUUGCAGAAGGUUGGCACUAAAGCUUCAGGUGCACAGGACCUAUAUGUGUAACUGUGUGUCAACAAGACUUUAUGGCACAGUAACUGAUGCUAUUCUCCCACCUCACGCUGAAGGAACAGAGAGAAUAUAUCCACCCAAGAUUCAGAAGCUAGUCCAAGACAUAAGUGAGCUGACAUUGUUAGAAGUUGCUGACCUGAAUGAACUACUAAAGAAAACUCUAAACAUUAAAGAUGCACCCAUGAUGUCUGUGGGUUCAGUUGCUGCCCCAGUAAAGGAAGUGGAAGAAGAGGAAGAAGCAGCCCCAGUGAAUGUAAAGAUGACCUUCACUGUGAAACUUACAAAGUUUGAUGACACUAAAAAGGUUCAGCUCAUCAAGGAAAUCAAGAGUCUUCUUCCAAAUAUGAAUCUUGUCCAGGCCAAAAAGUUUGUAGAGAGUGCACCUCAGGUAGUGAAGGCAGAUAUUCCAAAGGAUGAAGCUGAAAAACUGAAAGAGGCUCUUGCAGCUGUUGGAGGAGAAGUUGAAAUAGAAUAAGCUGUUUGUUUUUGAUUUUUCUUUUUGUUUGAAAAACCUAUGUACAGCACUUUACAAACUGAUAAAUUGUAUUAUUGGCAAAGCACUAAAAAAUUGUAGUAAAAUCAGGAAUAGACUGUUAAUAUGUGGAAAAUUCUGAGAAAGAAUGAUUUGUAUGAUUUCAUAGGGAUGUCCUUUUAAAAAAUGCUAAUAGGAAGCCUGUCAGAUUUGACAGGCAAGUUUUUCCUGUAUCAAACUGAACAAAAGAGAUAAAAUCUUAAGAAAGUUCUGGAUCAGAAGGUCAAUUAUUCCUAAUGUAUACAUUUUCAGUUAAGAGAAGUUUUUGUAGAUUUAACUUUGUUGGAUGCCAGCAGCCAUCAAUAAUUUACAAAUUUGCUGAGGAUUUUUUUUUUUUUAAUUCAAUGUAGAUGGUUGCAGUUACUUUGUCAUGAUACAUAUGAGAGUGUAAGUCAUUGUUCUACUGAUGCUUGAUGUGUGUAAAGAGUGAAUAAAGAGGAAACAUGUAGAUGAGAAA
This is a messenger RNA of Pomacea canaliculata, 1219 nucleotides long. Its product is annotated as 39S ribosomal protein L12, mitochondrial-like. Gene Ontology annotation, molecular function: structural constituent of ribosome. Gene Ontology annotation, biological process: mitochondrial transcription; translation. Gene Ontology annotation, cellular component: ribosome; mitochondrial large ribosomal subunit. The transcript has 5 exons. The record is from RefSeq and is a predicted model, not a curated record. The coding region runs from base 121 to 705 and encodes 194 amino acids. NCBI's taxonomy places the organism in Eukaryota, Metazoa, Mollusca, Gastropoda, Architaenioglossa, Ampullariidae.